UGAUUCCCUUCGACCCCCGAGACACGUUUAGACCGAUUAGACAGUCUGUGUAUAUAUUCGUCAAGGUCACGAAUUACAGCGGAUAGUGUCAGUAAGAAGAAGGGCAAUCUGUUCGCUCAAGGGCGCUACGGUCUGUUGAUUGGGAAAAGAGAGAUCCUACACAUACCACAAUUGAGAUAAUACACCAGCAUCAUGAAAUCACGAUCGUUCAUUUUGGCCUCGUUGGCCGGCAUGCUGUCGGUCACGAACAGUUUAACGCUCGACGUUACAAGUUCAGACUCGGUCAAUUCCGUCAGUUCAACAAUUGCCUACGAUAUGAUGACCUAUUAUUCUGGUAAUCAGACAGGCCAGGUCCCGGGUCUACUGCCAGGGCCUUGUUCAUCUACAGCAUGUUACUAUUGGUGGGAAGCUGGUGCUAUGUUUGGGUCACUCAUCAACUAUUGGCAAUACACGGGCGACGACACUUAUAAUUCCGUGGUGUCACAAGCUCUACAAUUUCAGAUUGGACCAGACCAGAACUACAACCCUCCAAACCAGAGUAAGAACAUGGGCGUGGACGAUCAAGCAUUUUGGGCCUUUUCCGUAAUGGAUGCGGCCGAAGCCAACUUUCCAGAGGCUGGUGGUGAUGCUCCUUCUUGGGUGGCUCUCGCUCAAGCGGUCUUCAACUUUCAAAAAGAGCUAUGGGAUGAUGCAACAUGCGGAGGCGGUAUGCGCUGGCAGGUGUAUUCUUUCAAUGCUGGUUACAACUUGAAGAACACCAUCUCAAACGGUGGUAACUUUCAGCUGGCAGCACGUUUGGCCUAUUACACUGGCAACCAGACAUAUGCCGACUGGGCUGUUCAGAUGUAUGAUUGGAUUGCUCAGACCCCUCUGUUCUCGACACAGGAUGGACACCUAUAUAUCUGGGAUAACACCGACACCGACAACAAUUGCUCAGACGUUGCUCAUUUCGCCUGGACCUACAAUUAUGGAACCAUGCUGAUGGGCGCCGCUUACAUGUACAAUUUCACCGGCGGUAAUGCUACAUGGGAAGCUCGAGUUGAGCAGAUUCUUGACGGCGCCUACAAUCUCUUUUUCCCUUCGGAGUAUGGCGGCAAUAUCAUGUCCGAAUUCCAGUGUGAACCGGCAUCGAACUGCAACAACGAUCAGAGCAGCUUCAAGGCUUAUCUGUCACGUUGGAUGGCCGUGACGGCCAUACUGGUCCCGAGCACAUACGACUCAAUCAUGACGAAGUUGACUGCUAGCGCUGCAGCUGCUGCACAGCAGUGUACUGGAGGAACGAACGGACGAUUGUGUGGUCGUCGAUGGUAUGCGACGUGGGAUGGAACGAGUGGUGUCGGCCAGCAGAUGCAAGCACUGAGUGUCAUUGGCGGGACAAGUAUCAACUCGGCAAUCGCUCCGAAGACGGUCAAUACUGGUGGUACGUCUGUAAGCGACCCAAGUGCUGGAAGUGACGCAAACACUUCCCCAACGGCAACGGAAUCGGCCAUUACGACAGGAGACCGGGCAGGAGCUGGUGUGUUGACUGUACUGGCAAUUUUUGUUGUCAUUGGAGGAAGUAUUUGGAUGAUCGUAUGAACGGACUACAACAGGGAGACAACGAAAUUGGCGUUGG
Messenger RNA from Exophiala viscosa, 1615 nucleotides. RefSeq names its product mannan endo-1,6-alpha-mannosidase. The record is from RefSeq and is a predicted model, not a curated record. Bases 193 to 1578 code for a protein of 461 amino acids. Gene Ontology annotation, molecular function: mannan endo-1,6-alpha-mannosidase activity. NCBI's taxonomy places the organism in Eukaryota, Fungi, Ascomycota, Eurotiomycetes, Chaetothyriales, Herpotrichiellaceae. Gene Ontology annotation, biological process: carbohydrate catabolic process; fungal-type cell wall biogenesis. The transcript has 2 exons.